GAUAAACUGACGUCAGUAGGUCUCUGCAUGUUAGGAUCACAGCAUAGCCUGUAACCUCACAUCACAAGCCAAAGACUUCAUUAGCUAUAGCAGUUGAAAGAGGUGUGCGUUGCUGGGAAGAAACCGAGGCUGGCUCUUGGAAGGGCAGAUCUCUCUCACAACCCGGAUACGAAACUGCAAGAUACCACUUCUCAAGUCACGUGCAUAGAGUGCGUCAACUGGUGACGUCUUUUCCAUUUAUAUCUUAUCUCCUUUGAUUAGCAUUUGGACGGGAGCACCCGCUGCGUGGGAAAUACCUGUAGGUAAAAGGCUGAUUUGGGUCUCCGGGUUUGGCUAUAGCAGGCGAAACAAUGUCUACUUCUGCAGACCCUUUUUUCGUCGGAACCAACGACAAUGUCAUCCGCCCUCGGCCGAGGCGGCUUGUCCAGUCGCAGCUCUCCGAUAUUAGCAACGCCUCCAACGUCAGCAAAGACCAUCUCACAACCCCCGAGAAUGGCAAUUCCGUGGGGAUGACGAGUGGCCGGUCGACGCCCAUCCCCGCCGAUGCACCGCCCUCGGUUAAAAGCCUCUCCUCGGCGCGCCGGCAGGUCCGGGCGGAGCAGCGCCGGCGCAUCUUCCCGACGAUCGAGUUCGCGAGCCGAGUGUCCCACUUCGACCCCAACAGCGACUACCGCGACUUCCACGGCUUCUUCAACCUCUUCUGGAUCGGCCUGGCCAUCAUGGCCAUCACAACCAUGCUGCGCAACAUCAGGGACACGGGCUACCCGCUGCGCGUGGAGAUCUGGACCCUCUUCACUAUCAAGCUGUGGCACCUCGCCGUCGGGGAUCUCAUCAUGGCCGCCAGCACCGCCGUCUCGCUGUCCCUGCAGCGCGCCAUCCGCGCCGCGCCUGCCGGGAGCCUCCUGACCUGGCGGAGGGGCGGCGCCGUCAUCAUGAGCGUCUACGAGAUCGUGUGGCUGGCCGUGUGGAUCUCGGUCCCCUUUGUGUUCGACUGGGCGUGGACGGCGCAGGUGACGCUCCUGCUGCACACCAUGGUGUUGCUGAUGAAGAUGCACUCGUACGCCUUCUACAACGGCCACCUGAGCGAGACCGAGAAGCGGCUCCGCGCCCUCGACGACCCCUCCACCGCGUCCCGCGCCCCGGCAUACCUCUACCCCACACCCGACAACCCGAUGGGCACCGUCGCGAACCCUAAGCGGGCCGAGGCGGAGGGCAAGGGUGCGGGCGCCGAUUCCAGCGGGCCGGAAGACGACGAGGUGGCGCAGCUCCGCGAGGACCUGGCCCGCGAGCUGACCAGCCCGAUGGGUAACACGACGUACCCGCGCAACCUGACGUGGGCCAACUACGUGGACUUCCUCUGCUUGCCGACGCUGUGCUACGAGAUCGAGUACCCCCGCACGGCGUCGAUCGACUGGACGAACCUGCUCUCCAAGAUCGUUGCCAUCUUCGGGUGCAUCUUCCUGCUGACGGUGACGUCGGAGGAGUUCAUCCUCCCGGUGCUGAUGGAGGCGCAGGCGCGGCUGGACCCGUCGGCGCGCGGGGCCGGCAACCCGCUGACGGCGUCGGAGACGCUCCUCACGCUGGCCGAGACCAUCUCGUGGCUGCUCUUCCCCUUCAUGCUGACCUUCCUCCUCGUCUUCCUCGUCAUCUUCGAGUACGUGCUCGGGGCCGCCGCCGAGGCCACCCGCUUCGCCGACCGGCACUUCUACAGCGACUGGUGGAACAGCACCGACUGGAUGGAGUUCAGCCGCGAGUGGAACGUGCCCGUCUACAGCUUCCUGCGCCGCCACGUCUACUCGGCCACGCGGCCGCGCAUCGGCAGGGCCAACGCAACUGCCAUCACCUUCCUCAUCUCCGCCGUCGGCCACGAGGUCGUCAUGGCGUGCAUCACCAAGAAGCUGAGGGGCUACGGCUUCGUCUGCCAGAUGCUGCAGCUGCCCAUCGUCGUGCUGCAGCGCACCAGGUGGGUCCGCGGCAGGAAGACGCUCAACAAUGUGUGCUUCUGGUGCAGCAUGAUACUCGGUUUGAGUCUGAUGUGCUCUCUAUAUGUCCUUGUCUGAAGACGAGAGAUAUGAGAAUCAGCACCCCGUAUAUGACAGAAGGCCUCACCUAGACCACUUGUCAGGAGAACCGUGACCCUGGCAACAGGGCACUCUCUACAUGCUAUAUGUGUAUACAUAUACCUAAAAAUCCCAGCGCUGUCGGCAUCGAUGAGUCGACCAGAUCAGGAUUCUGGAACCUUGCCUGCACUCUCAUUCAGGACAGCCACGGUUCAGCUACACUUGUAUAUGCCUGUCGUAUGCAGCAUCUAUCAGCGUUGGCUUCUGGUUUUUUUAGUUCGGCAGUGGGAAAGAAAGGCCUCCCCUGCCUAGGCACUUGCUGGGUCUUGUCUAUAUUCCCCACCUAGGCAUUGAGUGUUAUUUUACAGUACGAUUGCCUGUAUACACGCCCUAUACCCUACAUAUAGAUGGAUAAUUAGAAGAAAUAACCAAGCAUUCUCUACCC
Molecule: messenger RNA, 2505 nt
Organism: Phialemonium atrogriseum
Lineage: Eukaryota; Fungi; Ascomycota; Sordariomycetes; Cephalothecales; Cephalothecaceae
Product: MBOAT, membrane-bound O-acyltransferase family-domain-containing protein
Exons: 3
Coding region: 351-2060 (569 amino acids)
Biological process (GO): ergosterol metabolic process
Cellular component (GO): endoplasmic reticulum membrane
Molecular function (GO): ergosterol O-acyltransferase activity
Source: RefSeq, a predicted model, not a curated record